Botrytis byssoidea is the source of this 1122-nucleotide messenger RNA. RefSeq lists its product as uncharacterized. Bases 1 to 1122 code for a protein of 373 amino acids. The record is from RefSeq and is a predicted model, not a curated record. NCBI's taxonomy places the organism in Eukaryota, Fungi, Ascomycota, Leotiomycetes, Helotiales, Sclerotiniaceae. The transcript has a single exon.
AUGGCUUGGCCAUUGACGGUUUACGAGCCAUUCGAGGGGAACACGAAAGAAGAGUUUAACGCGCACGUGCCCAAGGAGCAAGAGUUUUUGUUAUGCCACAACUGUGGAUGGACCGUAUAUCAUCAGGUACAUUACUGGUACGUUAGUCACAUCAAGGUCAUGUGCAAUGGAGCCAGGGGCAUUUGGUUUAUUGGCGAUGAUUAUAUCUUGAAAGAAAGAGCCAUUUUGGAAUAUGGGCGAGCUAGCGUCAUGGGCGCUGAUGUUUCGAUCUCCAAAUUUUUGACCGAAAACUCUACUGUACCUGUAGUAAAAUACAUACACCAUUGGAAAGACAGCAAGAGUCAUUUCACGAUGGCCGAGAGGAUUCCGGGCGAUUCGCUAAGGGUAGCUGGGAAUAGUAUGAGCAAGGAUGAGAUACGAGUCAUUGCCAAAGAAGUCGUCGAGCAUCUUAUAGAGGUGCGCAAGUUUACAUCACCAAAGAUAGGAGCUCCAGACGGUUCGAACAUAAGAGAUAGGGUGAUAAGUUCUAAUGAGAGGGUACAGUUCGUGACGGAUGAUUUUGAGAAGUGGUGGACUCGGGCAAAACUUCGGUUGUCAAAGGAACAAACUGAACGGUGGAACGACGUCAUCAAGGAAAUAUAUCCUAUCAAAGGAGGACCAUACGUGCUCACACAUGGAGAUUUGGAUGCGAGUAACAUAAUGGUAAAAGAUGGGCAUCUCACCGGUAUCAUCGAUUGGGAAGCGGGGGGGUAUUUGCCAGAAUGGUGGGAGCUAGUAGCGAAUAGCGUGAUGUUACCGCCCUUAUGGGGCUUUUGUUUUAGAGAGGAAUGGAAAACUCAAAUUGGGCCAUUGCCAGAGGAAGAAAUCCAAUUUGCCAGGACUUUCAAGAAUUUCUUCAAGGAAUACUAUCCCAGACAAAUUGAACCAGAGCCGUUCUUCGAUCAAGACUCUUAUAUCAAAUGUCCCAAUUACAGUCGCUAUCUGAAAGAAUCAAGAGAUGGAUUUGCAUCAACCGUUCGUCAACGUGAGAGCCGUAAGAAAGAAGCUGCUAAAGAAGAGAUUGCGGCAUUAGCGGCUUUGAAAAAAUUAGGCUUGGAUGAAAAAGAAAAGGUCACAGAUUGA